Messenger RNA from Marmota monax (woodchuck), 1158 nucleotides. RefSeq lists its product as uncharacterized. The transcript is spliced from 9 exons. The record is from RefSeq and is a predicted model, not a curated record. NCBI's taxonomy places the organism in Eukaryota, Metazoa, Chordata, Mammalia, Rodentia, Sciuridae. Bases 1 to 1158 code for a protein of 385 amino acids.
AUGACCAUCCAACCGCACAGCCAGGUCCCACACCGCCCAGAGAGCCAAGUGCCAGUUAUCUGUGACUACGGCUCAGGCUUCAGCAAGCUGGGCUUCGCAGGAUGCGAGGCUCCCUACGCCGUCUUCCCAACCGUCCUGGGCAAAGUCCGGCAUGACACCAUGUCGGUGGGAAUGGAGGAAGAAGACUGGUUCAUCGGAGAUGAGGUCCAGAACAAGCGAGGGAUCCUCAACUUGCAAUACCCCAUCUCCCGGGGAGCCAUCACCAACUGGGACAAUAUGGAGAAGAUCUGGCAUCACUCUUUCUACCACGUGCUCAGCAUCGCCCCCGAGGAGCACCCUCUCAUGGUGACAGAACCUCCCUUAAGCAAAACAUCCACCAAAGAGAAAGUGACCCAGAUCCUGUUUGAGACCUUCGGAGUCCCCGCCCUCUACAUAGGCAACCAAGGUGUCCUGUCUCUGUACUCUUCCGGCCAAACCUCGGGAACAACCAUCGAGUCUGGAGAAGGGAUGACGUACUUUGUGCCCAUCAUUGAUGGCUGUCCUUUGCUCCAGUCAACCACCCAGAUGAAUGUAGCCUGCCAAGACCUGACCAUGUACCUUAUGCAACUGUUGGCCCAAGAGGGGAACCUGCUGGUGAGCACAGGGGAUCCAGAGUUUGUCAGGGACAUAAAAGAGAAGUGCUGCUAUGUGGCCUUGGACUUCAACAAGGAGAAGUCCAAAGAUAACCUGCUGUCCUGCCAAAACAAAUUCCUGCUUCCUGAUGGCCAGGAGAUCACCCUCAGGCAGGAGCAUUUCCUCUGCCCCGAGGUGCUCUUCCAGCCCAGCCUCAUAGAGAGGAACAGCCUGGGCAUGCCCAUGACCGUCUUCCGCUGCAUCUCCUCCUGUCACCCCCGCCAGUGGAAGACCCUCUUUCACCACAUAAUCCUGUCUGGAGGGACCGGCUCCUGCUCGGGGCUGCGGUCACGACUGCAGAGAGAAAUAGCCAACCUGGUUUGCCCAGCGCACGACAUCCAGGUGUACACCUCUCCAUGUGCCAAGUACGGGGCCUGGGUAGGUGGCUCCAUCCUGUGCUCGCUGUCCACGUUCGAGGACAUGUGGGUGACCAACAAAGAGUACGAAGACAUGGGAUCCUCUGUCGUCCGCAGAAGAAGCAUCUGA